AUGGAAGCUGGGAAGAGUGAGCCUCUGUCGCCAUACCCCGCGGCCUCGGCCUCGUGUGGCUCCGGCGCGAGCAUGUUCAGCAGCGCGAUGGGGAAGCUGCAGCGCCAGCUGUACAAGGGGGAAUACGACAUUUUCAAGUACGCACAGGUGUUUGAGGGUGACUUCAUCCAGACCACGAAGAAGGGAGAGGUGAUCGACGUGCACAACCACGUCCGCGUGGUGACCGUGGGCAUCACCUCCACCAGCCCCAUCCUCCCACUGCCGGACGUCAUGCUGCUGGCCCGCCAGGCCCCCGGCUGUGAGGAGCACUCGGGGCACGGCAAAGGCACCAGGGGAAAAGGCCACAAGGCCUCGAAGACCUUAGAGCUCACUAGGCUGCUUCCCCUGAAGUUCGUGCGCAUGUCCGUCCACGACCGGGAGAAAAAACAGCUGCGCCUGAAGUUCCCCACCGGCCGCUCCUGCUACCUGCAGCUCUGCCCCCCUCCGGGUGCUCAGGAAGACCUCUUUGCCUGUUGGGAAAACCUUGUUUACCUCCUGCGACCACCACUGGACAGUAACCGUGGUCCCUAUACCACCCCAGUGGGGGACAGGACAUGCGUGCCCCUGUUGGAGGAAGAAACCAGGAGAGGCCUGGCAGCGGCCGAUCUCCCAGGGAAAGAGGGUGAGGACCAGAGCAGCACCAGAAGCCUCUACCUGGGCUCUGAGAUGGCUGAGGCCACCUCUGCAGCUUUUGCUGGGGGGCAGGGAAUCCAAGGUGACUCCCACGGAUUCUCGGCCAGGCCAGACGUAGCCGCCCCAGACCCCAAACCCCCAGAGCCUGACAAAGUGUCAGCGGCUGGGGCGGCAGCAGGCACCACAGCAGGCACUUCGGGCACAGCGAUCACCGAGUCCGCUGCCCCUGAACAGCUAUGCGUGGCCGUAGCCGGGGCAGCCACCCGGGAUCCAGGAGGAAGCAGAACCAGCAUAGCCAUCGAAGGUGUUGCCAACAUGUCCCCCGAGAGCAUUAAAAUGGCCUGGGCCGGUGCUGCAAACCGGCCCUCCGAGGGUGCUGCCAGCACCAGCCUCUCCUCAGAGACCAGCCUGAUUGUUGCAACGGCAAAAGCAGAACCUGCCAGCGAGGCUGCCGAAGAAACAGCGAAGGGUCAUCGUGCCACAGGGCCUCUCCUCUCGAGCUUGCCCAGGGAGGGUAGCGUGCAUGAAGGGGCUGAAAUGCAGCAGCAAGUGCCCCUGGCCAGUGCUGAAGCCCCAAAGAGCAGAAGGGAUGGGAGACAGCAAAAGCAAAGGGAGAGAGCUCUCAGGAGUCCCCACCACCGCAGGGCGACUGAAAGCCACCACAAGCCAGGGGCUGACAAGAUACUCCGAAAAUCAUCUGGUCGGUCCUUAGCCAGGCAGAGAAAUGACAAGAAGGAGAAAGGCGGCGGCAGCCCGAGGGGCAGCCGGCCUGUCACCAGGCACAAAGGGGUCAGCCACGCUCCCGUCAGCAGGGACUCCAGGACCUCUGUCAAGUCGGGGAGUAACUGGUCUGCAAGUAGUUCAGGUUCCACAGCCCAGAGACUCAGCAGGAUCAGCUCUUUCUUGAGGACCGUGAAAGCCAAUCUUACUACAAAAACGGUGGCCUCACCACGUGGUAAGGACAUGGACAAUUCAACUAAGACAAUGGACAGGAACACAGAGGCCAUCACAGAGACAGGAGAGCAUUGGCAGGGGCUGGAGAGGAUUGACAGUGUGGCGUCUGAGGUCAUGGAUACCUGUGUUCUUUGA
Messenger RNA from Artibeus jamaicensis (Jamaican fruit-eating bat), 1761 nucleotides. RefSeq names its product golgi associated RAB2 interactor family member 4 (gene GARIN4). The record is from RefSeq and is a predicted model, not a curated record. Gene Ontology annotation, cellular component: nucleus. The transcript has 2 exons. Bases 1 to 1761 code for a protein of 586 amino acids. NCBI's taxonomy places the organism in Eukaryota, Metazoa, Chordata, Mammalia, Chiroptera, Phyllostomidae.